This is a messenger RNA of Priceomyces carsonii, 984 nucleotides long. Its product is annotated as diacylglycerol kinase. The record is from RefSeq and is a predicted model, not a curated record. Gene Ontology annotation, molecular function: ATP-dependent diacylglycerol kinase activity. Bases 1 to 984 code for a protein of 327 amino acids. The transcript has a single exon. Gene Ontology annotation, biological process: phosphatidic acid biosynthetic process. NCBI's taxonomy places the organism in Eukaryota, Fungi, Ascomycota, Pichiomycetes, Serinales, Debaryomycetaceae. Gene Ontology annotation, cellular component: endoplasmic reticulum membrane.
AUGGCUUUUGGUAUCCAGCUUCCAUCUACACCGACGUCUCAACGCACUUUAAGGCUGAAGCCAGGGACACCUAAACUUAGGCCAGACAAAACAAUUUUGGAUUUUGACAAUGAUGGUUCUUACGUAGAAGAGGAGGAUGCCACUUACACGGAAUCCAUAAAUAUUAGUGCCGAUGAAUUUGAAAGUGAUAAUAUUGAUCUUGAUGAUGAAGUCAUUGAGGUUGAAGCCGAGGUUGUUGAUAUCCAAGAGACCACUGAAAAAGAUGGCACGUCCCCUAAAAGGCACAGUGAGAGACUGUCGUUACAGAAGUUUUUGGUAAAGCAUGAAAUACCUAGAAAAGUAUUUCAUUCAUCCAUUGGAUUUGUCACUCUAUACUUGUAUUCCAUCGGUAUGAAUCCAAACCAGUUGCUUCUUCCCUUCUGUACUAUAUGUGGAAUUAUUUUUACAAGUGACUUUCUUCGCUUAAGGAACCCAGGAUUUAACAAAGCCUUUGUGAAAAACUUUUGGUUUAUAAUAAGAGACAACGAAGUCAAUUCUUACAAUGGAACCUUUUGGUAUAUAUUGGGAAUAAUACUAGUAACGCUAUUUUUAUCCAAGGACAUGUUGGUGAUGAGCGCAGUAUUGUUAAGCUGGGCGGAUACGUCUGCUUCGACUUUCGGUAGACUCUACGGAAAAUAUACUUUUCAAAUUAGAAAGGGAAAAUCAUUUGCUGGAUCUGCUGCGAGCUUUAUUACAGGCGUAUUCAGCUCUUAUUUAUUUUAUGGUUAUUUUGUGACAAAGUAUGGACCAAAGGUUGAUAGUCCAGGUGAAAUUGCAUGGACACCGGAAACCAGUAAAUUAAAUCUUUUCUGGUACUCGCUUGCAUGCGGAUUGAUUGCAAGUGUAUCCGAAUUUAUAGAUUUGUUUGGUUUGGAUGAUAACUUCACCAUUCCCGUCUUGAGCGGUUCAUUCCUCUUUGGACUUGUAAAGUUGUUUCAUAAUUAA